UCUGUGUUUAACAGCUCUACCUCUGGUAGAGAAGAUUUUUCCAUUUACAGUAGAAAUUCUCUUCAAGGAACACGUCCUCCACUUUUUGGUCAAGAAAUGUUUGCUGUGACAAACUGACAAAUCAUAUUUUUUUCGUGUUUGAGAUCCCAUUGAUGCGAUUUAACAGAAUCAAGAAGAGCAACUAUGAGUUUAACAGCAGCAGCGAGUGGAUUUGUUGUCCUUCUUUUCUGCGUACCAGUGGUUCAGGGUCAGGAUGACUGGGGAGUGACUUUCACUUCUACUGAGAUCUGUGCUGUAAAAGGAGCAACAGUGGAAAUGAGCUGCGAUUACAAACACCCAACCUACAUGUAUGGCAAUAAUCUCACAGUUCAGGAAACAUUCUGGUUCAUUAAAGACCUUGUGGAUCUGACAACAGUUAAAGCCUACACAGAUCGAGUGCAGUACAGCUGUGAUGGGAAGAGAUGCACUCUGAGAAUCAGAGACCUGAGAAAGAGCGAUUCAGCUGUUUACAAGUUCAGGUUCAUAACAAACCCACCUGAAGGACGUUAUAGUAGUCCAACUGGAGUCACUUUAUCUGUCACAGAUCUGCAUGUAUAUGUGCCAGACUUAAAUUCCUACAAGAAAACGCUGACAUGCCACAGUGACUGUCCUUUACCUGCUCAUCCUACCUAUGUCUGGUACAAAAAUGGACAUGAUAUUGGGAUAGCGACACGUUUUCAUUCAGGCAACUUUCAGUACGAAGACGGCAUUUCUUGCGCUCUAGGAGGAUUUGAGGAUUUCCCUUCAGAUUCAGUCUGUGUCCGCAGUAAAUACUGCAACAAAGUGAACUACAAUAACAGAAGAAUCUGUGCUCUCAGAGGAUCGUCGGUGGUCAUUUCUUGCACUUACCAGAGUUAUAGAUCUGCCAAAUCAUUAUUUUGGUUUAGUCCUCAACAAAGUCAUCAGUGGUCAAGUUCCUCUAAACCUGAGGACAUCAGCAAAGACUCCCAGUAUGGAGGUCGAGUUCAGGUCGAUACAUGGAGUCGAGGCUCCUCACUGACAAUCAGAGAGCUGAGAGAAACUGAUUCAGCUGAAUAUCGCUUCAAAUUUAAAACCUCGAUGGAUGAAUGGGAAAGUGAUUUACAUGGAACAACUGUGACAGUCACAGCUCUCCAGGUGCAUGUGACCAGAAUAUCAGACUCUCAGCGUUACACCCAUUUACAGCUGAAGUGUCUCAGCAGCUGCACUCCAUCUGGUCAUUCCUACGUCUGGUUUAAGAAUGGACAGAAAAUGAAUGUGGUGACAUCUUCUUUGGAAGACUGGUUUUAUCUUGGAGACAGAAUCUCCUGUGCUCUGAAAACACAUGAGCAACACGCAUCACCUGAAGUGUAUCCUCCAAAGCCUCCCUCUCUGUCAGCGAGUCCCUCUGCUGAGAUAAUGGAGGGAAGUUCAGUGAAUCUGACCUGCAGAACUGAUGCUAACCCAGCAGCUAAUUCCACCUGGUACAAGAGGAAUGGAAAUCCAGCCCUUCAGUCUCUCAGUAACGAGUCACAGCUUGUCUUCAGCUCCAUCCAGUCCUCAGACUCUGGACUCUAUUACUGUACAGUGGAGAAUACGCUGGGCAAGAGGACAUCUAAAGACAUUGGUAUUGAUGUGAAAUAUGCUCCAAAGAUUCCCUCUGUGUCAGUGAGUCCAUCUGAUGCUCCACAGCUUCCCUCUAUGUCAGUGAGUCCCUCUGGUGAGAUAAUGGAGGGAAGUUCAGUGAAUCUGACCUGCAGCAGUGAUGCUAACCCAAAAGCUACUUGCACCUGGUACAAGGGGAACCAAACACUUCAAGGACAUCGAGGCAUUUUUUACCUCACCUUCACCAGCUCUGAGGAUAGUGGGACCUAUUACUGCAGGUGUGAAAAUAUAUAUGGGCAGAUCAACUCGACACCUGCCUUCAUAGAUGUCCAGUAUGCUCCAAAGCUUCUCUCUGUGUCAAUGAGUCCAUCUGGUGAGAUAGUGGAGGGAAGUUCAGUGAAUCUGACCUGCAACAGUGAUGCCAACCCAGAAGCUACUUACACCUGGUACAAGGAGAAUGAAGACUCAUCAAAAGCAUCAGGACGGACCUUCACCAUCACUAAUGCGACACCACAACAUAGUGGGAAAUACUACUGUGAAGUCAGAAACAGCAGAGGACACCAUAACUCCUCCUUAGAUUUGAUCAUUGUGCCUGGACCUUUGAAAUCAGCGGCUGUUGGAUCAAUCACUGUUAUUGUUCUGGCUAUCAUAUUCUUGUCUGCCUUCCUAUUGAUUAGAAGACAGUGGUCCUUGAAAAAAACGUCAGAGUCCAGAGAGAACCCAGACAAUACAGCACAGCAGGAUGUAGACCCACAAUACGACACCCCUUCAGCUGCAGUGAAGAGAGAACCAGCAGAGCAGCAGGACGACCUUUACUACAGCAGUGUUCGUUUCUGUAAGAAGCAGGAAGAUCCCCUCUACUCCAACAUUAUGCUUGCUUGGCCCAAACAACAAAAGGAGGAAGAGGAGGAGGAAGAUGUGGAGUACACUGCUGUCAGCUUUAACAAUGGCAGUCCAGGAUGGAGGCAUCAGGAAGCUGUGGAGAACCCAUCAGCAGUGUACAGCACAGUCAACAAAAACCACAGGCUAUGAACACAAAUCUCUGUCCCUCUUCCAACCCUACAUGCUUGACGUUUCCAUGAAAACGUUACAGAGUUUGUGCUGGUGCCUACCUUGUUAACAGGACUUUACAGAUAUUUAUGCAUAAACAGUCUCAAUCAGUUCACACAUGUGGUUCAUUGAUGCACCGUUAUUGGUAGCCUACUAGUCUCACUGAGCCAGCCUAUUCUGUAGCACAUAAUCAUGUUUUUUUCCCUGUUAAAAGGGUGUUUUCCUUGCCACUGUCGCCUUUUGGCUUGCUCUGGGGGUCAGGCAUAUGGGUUCUGUAAAGCGUCUCGAGACAAUUUGACUGUAAUUGGCGCUAUAUAAAUAAGAUUGAAUUGAACUGAAUUGAAUAAUGAUAAUGCAUCAUGGACUGGCUGUACUUCCUUCUGCUAGAGGGCGAAAAAAUACUUGUUUGUACUUCUUUAAAACAAUCACAGUGUUUGUAGGUGGAGCUAAGGUGUUCCAUCAAAAAAUAGUGACAGGUGAGACUGUUGUGGUGGAACAUUUGCAUGUACUGUGAUUUAAAGUGGAUAAUUUUGGCUCCCUGUUAAAUCUAGAAUAGAAUUCAAAAUCCUUCUUCUGACAUAUAAAGCUCUUAACAACCAGUCUCCGUCAUAUCUUAAAGACCUGAUAGUACCAUAUUACCCUAGCAGAACUCUUCGCUCUCAGACUGCAGGCUUACUUGUUGUUCCUAGAAUCUCUAAAAGUAGAAUGGGAGGCAGAGCCUUCAGUUAUCAGGCGCCUCUCCUGUGGAACCAGCUCCCAGCUUGGGUUCGGGAGGCGGACACCCUCUCUAUUUUUAAGACCAGGCUUAAAACCUUCCUUUUCGACAAAGCUUAUAGUUAGGGCUGACUGGGUGACCCUGACGGGGUGAGCUGGUGUUUUCAUUUGCACAACUGACUUCCCCUCUUGACGUCCCUUUAGUUUGCCCCUAGUUAUGCUGCUAUAGGCCUAGACUGCUGGGGAACCUCUCUGGAUGCACUGAGCCCUUCUCUAACUACCUAUGUAUUUACUAUAUAUACCAUUAUUGCAUUACAUUCACUCUGUUUCUUUAUGUGUCCUUUCUCCGAGUGUCCCUGGUCCCAGAGCUGGAUGCUGGAUGCUUCAGAUGUGUGGCUGUGUUUUAUGGUCCUUGUGUCCCACCCCCCACCUCUCUAUCUCUACCCCUCUAUCUGUAUCCCUCUAUCUCUACCUCUACCCCUCUAUCUCUACCUCUCUACUUCUUCUGUCCCUCUCAACCCGCCCGGCCAGCAGGCAGAUGGGUCCCCCCACAUUAGAGCCGGGUUCUGCUCGAGGUUUUUUUCCCUGUUAAAAGGGUGUUUUCCUUGCCACUGUCGCCUUUUGGCUUGCUCUGGGGGUCAGGCAUAUGGGUUCUGUAAAGCGUCUCGAGACAAUUUGACUGUAAUUGGCGCUAUAUAAAUAAAAUUGAAUUGAAUUGAAUUGAAUAAUUUAUUGAAAAAUAAACAAAACAAAAAAAUAGCAGGACUGCAUUACUGCAUGGUCCAAAUGAUCGGCAAGACUUAAAAUUUUUCAUGUGGUAGGUUGCUGUCAGGAGGUCGUGUCUCAUACUGAAAUGGAUUUUUGAAAAAGUUACCAUGUAUAUAGCGAAUGGAGAGGACAAAGCUGACCAGAGGCAGAUUUAUACCUUCAGUAUCACCUGGCAAGUCAGAAUAGUAGCCUAAUGGAACCUGUAAUAACUUUUUUCCCUUUCCUAACCUUCUGAUUGGCCAAUAUUGCUCUGGGGUUUAGGUUUAUGUUACCGCCUCUUGAUUCGCCAUACUCUUAACAAUGCUACAGUUUUGUGUUUCUAUGUGGAGGGAGUCUUUUUGGGGCAACAGUGGAGAAAGAACCCUUUUUUAAAGAAAAAAAGACCCUUAAUGUGUGUGGACUAGGCCUUAAACUGAUAUUUAUUUACUGUGGUUUGGAUUGUCUUUUCAGUAUGUGGCUUAUUUCACACCCUUUUAUACCCUUUGGCAAUAAUUUCAUAAACUGUCUUGACUGCACUGAUCUAUUUUGUUAUAUAUGUUGAUAUUUUACAAAAUAAACAGAUUCAUUUAAUGAGUA
This is a messenger RNA of Amphiprion ocellaris (clown anemonefish), 4710 nucleotides long. RefSeq names its product B-cell receptor CD22-like. Lineage: Eukaryota; Metazoa; Chordata; Actinopteri; Pomacentridae. The record is from RefSeq and is a predicted model, not a curated record. Bases 184 to 2634 code for a protein of 816 amino acids. The transcript is spliced from 13 exons.